Messenger RNA from Pecten maximus, 1666 nucleotides. Its product is annotated as monocarboxylate transporter 12-like. Gene Ontology annotation, biological process: transmembrane transport; monocarboxylic acid transport. The transcript is spliced from 6 exons. The record is from RefSeq and is a predicted model, not a curated record. Lineage: Eukaryota; Metazoa; Mollusca; Bivalvia; Pectinida; Pectinidae. Gene Ontology annotation, molecular function: monocarboxylic acid transmembrane transporter activity. Bases 238 to 1545 code for a protein of 435 amino acids.
CCUGAUCUUAAUAGGAAUAUGUAGUGUGUUCGGUCUUCGUGAGACCUUUAAAUAGAUAAUUUGAUGCAGCGGUGAUAUAAUACAUUGAAGUGCAGUCUUUGAUAACAAAACACACUGCGGGAGAACAAACAAGAGCUUACCAGAUCCUAGCAUAGACGGCCUCGUAUUAGAUGUUAUACAACAGGCACGGGUAACGGAAGCAGGACAAUAGCGUGUGUAUAUAUAGAACAUAAACUAAUGUCUAGUGCGGAAAAAUGGAUGGUCCUGGUAUCCGGAUUCUUAACUAUUUUCCUUGGCACGAGUCUGGGAUAUUCUUCUGGGGUAAUCCACGUAGCCCUGCUGGAGAAAUACAACCGGUCGAACCUACUGACAGCCUGGAUUGGUUCUCUCUUUAGCAGCAUGUUCUGUCUCGGGGCUCCUCUCGGCAGUGCACUGGUGAACACUUUCAGCUGUCGCGCAUGCGUUAUCAUCGGCGGGAUUCUAAACAUGGUUGGAUUUGCCUUGUCAUGCUUCGUUCCAAAGUUUGAAUUUUUAUUUAUUUCGUAUGGAACAAUUGCAGGACUGGGUCAGUCUUUUUCCAACAUUGGUGCAGUCGUGUCCAUCGGCUAUUACUUCCAGAGACAGCGCACACUAGCGACCGGUGCCAUUUUGGUCGGGACCGGAUUUGGAAUUGUCAUAUUCCCGCCACUAAUCCGGAUCUUUAUCGAUCUGUAUGGACUUGACGGUGCAUUUCUUAUGCUUGGAGGGAUAUCGUUUCAGACUUGCGUAUUUGGUGCGUUACUUCGGCCACACAAACUGGAGAUAAAGCGACACCAGACAUUGUCAACACAUUUUGGUAUCCGUGAAUGUUUCAAGCUAACUCAUAUAUGUUCCUCUCUGAUAGAUUAUCUUAGUUUAUUCAACAAUAAUGGAUUUAUUUUCAUGUGCCUAAGCAUUUUAUGUUGGAGUUCAGGUAUAAACAGUUGUACAUUACUACUUCCGGAUUUUUACGCAUCGACUGGUUCAUCCCCGACCGAGGCCGCUUACCUCAUGUCUGUAUUUGGUAUCGGAAGCACAUUGUCAAGACUAUUAACUGGAAUGGCGGCGGUCGAUGGAGGAAUUGACGGAAAGUUGAUAUAUUUCGGAUCGUGGGGCAUUGUCGGGGUUUUGACACUGUCCUUUCCCGCCAUUGGGAAGGCAUUUUCAGGAAAGGUGUUAUACGCUGUCCUGUUGGGGUUGUACUCUGCAGGGACAUUCGUACUCCUCAGUCAGAUAGCAGUAGAUAUCGUCGGACUCGACCGGUUUGCAAGUGCAGUGGGUAUGGAACUGUUCGUGUCCGGUGUGGGAUUCCUUGUUGGUCCAGUCAUUGCAAGUAAAAUCGUAAGCGUGGGAGGAUAUAUUCAAGUAUUCCUAUUCCUCGGUUGUCUGUUUGUCAUGGCGUCCGCUCUAGGCGCGCUUACGAUUCUAUUUAUACCGAAGAAUAUACAGAACGUAAAGAGAACUUUGGUGUCAGAAGACACAGGGGUGAAUCCUGAAGAAAAGUCAUUCAUUGUUGAUCCAGUAUAGAAAUCUAAGUCCUUUGAUACGCCAAACUCGUACUGAUGCAGCUUGUUUUUUAUCAUUAUACAUUUAUUGUUUCUGUUUGUUUUCCUUUAAAAUCUCGAAUAAAACACACACAAAAAUCAAA